AUGUCCGGAGACUCAGAAACCGUCAAGCGGGCUGUUAUGAAGCAGGUCCUCGAAGAGUCCAACCUUGCCAAUGCCCGGACUCUCAUCGAGAAUGUUCAAAUGAGCUGCUUCGAAAAGUGCAUCACAAGUCCCGGAGACUCCCUCUCCAAAGCCGACCAGACUUGCGUCACAUCGUGUAUGGAAAAGUACAUGGCUGCCUGGAACCAGGUCAACGCCGCCUUCAUCACCCGCGUCCGCCGCGAGCAGGGCGGCUUGUAG
Messenger RNA from Beauveria bassiana ARSEF 2860, 258 nucleotides. RefSeq names its product import inner membrane translocase subunit TIM13. The transcript has 2 exons. Bases 1 to 258 code for a protein of 85 amino acids. NCBI's taxonomy places the organism in Eukaryota, Fungi, Ascomycota, Sordariomycetes, Hypocreales, Cordycipitaceae. The record is from RefSeq and is a predicted model, not a curated record.